Zingiber officinale is the source of this 797-nucleotide messenger RNA. RefSeq lists its product as uncharacterized. The record is from RefSeq and is a predicted model, not a curated record. The transcript has a single exon. Lineage: Eukaryota; Viridiplantae; Streptophyta; Magnoliopsida; Zingiberales; Zingiberaceae. Bases 118 to 465 code for a protein of 115 amino acids.
CCCGCCUUUAUCGCUUCCAUUCACGCUCUCAAAAACCUUCCAGAAAACCCUAAUCCGAUCUCGUUUCAUCGAUCUCCCUCCCCCCUGCGAGCUUUUUCGCAGUUCGAUCCGUCGAUCAUGGUGAGCUCGGGUGCGAAGCAGCUCUCGCCGUCCUCGUGCUCCCCUUCCCGGCGCAGCAAGAGGCGGCUCCACCGCUUCCUGAAGCCCGGCGACCUCGCACGCCUCAGGGACUCGAUCUUCCGGACCGUCAGAUCCGAUGCGCCACUCCUCCUCUCACCGCCCUCCUCCCCCUCCCCGGCCGCUCAGAUCGACGGCCGCCCUUGCUUCGUUGCCCGGGGGCAUGGCCCACGGUACCCGCAGCGGAGGAAGCUCGUUGCCGCCAAGUACGUCUUCUUCGCUCCGCCGAGCCCCGAUCCGGAGCAUUUCUUCGAUCCCUUCGGCGUGGAUCUGGUUCCUGCUCAUUGAGCCUUGUCUGCUCUCUCCCAAUUGUUUCGUUCUUUCGUCUGUUCAGUUAUAUAAAGCGUCAAUAGCAUGCUCUUUCCCUUCCCUCUAACCUAGCUUCUCAAUGAUUGAGCUCCAACUGCUCCCUCACAUAUUUUUUUCUUUUCAUUUUUGUGUUUGUUUAGUUGUACUCAAGGUCAAUAACGUCAAGAUUUGACAGUUGCUGCUUAAAGAAUGAAUUUCUCCUUUCCCCCUCUUUUUUUCAUUUACUACUUUUUCAGCAUGUAGAAACUUGGGGAGUAUUGAAUGUUUGAUUCUGUGAAGAAUUGAUGUUGAAAAUGUAACGUUUUACUGUG